Molecule: messenger RNA, 1456 nt
Organism: Chara braunii
Lineage: Eukaryota; Viridiplantae; Streptophyta; Charophyceae; Charales; Characeae
Source: the annotation of a GenBank genome assembly
UCGCAGCAAGCGCGACAGCUCAUCCAGCUUCACCGUCGUUCUCCGUACAGGAAGAGAGGUAGAAGCUGCAUUCUCCACCAUCACCAUGGCGCGAUCUAGCUUGGCGGCUAUGGCUUCAAUUGCCAUGAUUGUGAUUUUGUCCUGUCACUUGCUUUGCCUUGCGGCGCCUGCAUAUGACGUAGAUGCGGCUGAUGCGUGCCCUGUGCGUAUCACAAAGCUGAGCCUCGAUCCAAUCAAUUCACUGUGUAGCAUCGGGAACAGCGAUUUGUGCUGCCAGUCUAUGCAGACUGUGGGAAUGGAGGCGGUGGACUACAACCCGAAUUGCGUGGACAAGUUAGUAGCUGCCAUCGAGGCCUACACCGGUGUCACUGCAGAUGAAGCCUCCGCUUGCCUGCAGAACGAGGGAAGAGGUCUUCUCGGGCAACUGGAGCAGGAAGCCUCUGAGGCUUUCGCCGCUUCAGGAUCUGGGUCUUUACCGGCGCCGAGCCUAGCAUUGUGAUAAUGCUCUUGAAUGUUCAUGGCGAUGGACAACUAUGGAAUAACGCUGCGUUCGAUGGACGGCAGAGGAGGAGCAGGAGGAGUAGGAGGAGGAGCUCUCUGUGACUGUUCAUGCAGGCGCUCUCGGUGGGUGCGUCGUAUGGCCUGUAGGCGCUUCGCCUGCGUUCUGACUGAGCGGGAUGGAGAGACUGACAGUGUUAGUGCAAGGACUUGCUGUCUGUUGACGCCGUACUGGAUCAGAUCAUUGAUUGAUCUCAUUCAAGAUCGAAUGCAUGCCUCAUAUUACGCGUUUAGGUGAAGAAGAUGGCCAUGACAUGUAGUGCAAAUGGAGGUCGGACGGCAUUCGGAAAGGCGAAUCGCCCGGCGACGAAAUUUCACGCUUGCCCAGUCGGACAUGGCGUCUCUCCAUCCCAUGGGUGUGGCAUUUAUGAUUAGAUUAGCGUCUUUCUGAUGGGACCAUUUGUACGACCGCAUCAGGGCAAUCUCUCUCUCUCUCUCUCUCUCUCUCUCUCUCUCUCUCUCUCUCUCUCUGUGUGUGUGCCCCCCUUCGUGCUCUCUCUCUCUCCUGUCUGAUCCCUAUGAUUAAGAAUCUCUCUCUCUCUCUCUCUCUCUCUCUCUCUCUCUCUCUCUCUCUCUCUCUCUGUGCGGUCGCAUCUCUAUGAUGAAGAGUGUUGCCUCGAAGCGUCUUGCUGGUUGAGGCAAGUUGUCAGAUUUUUCGUUUCAUUCGGCUGAAUGUGCCGUAUUAGGACCAAGUGUUGGAGUCGGAGCUCUGUCUAAAGCCAAUCUAAGCCACACUAUGUAGCAUCAGGCUGUCGUCGUGGUCUUAGGCCGACAUACAACGUGAGGGGAGAGAGGAUACACGGCUGUUCGGGCUGAUCCCCGAGUGCUGAAGGCGGUUGUUAUUCUUGAUCGCAAUUCCACAGUAUCAUGUGGAAGUAAAUAAAAAUGAGGAAAUCGA